AUGCCUCCGUCCGGUGAUUCUUCCAGCAGCUCCCAUCGCUUUGUGCGUCCAAAGAAGCUACGCCAGGCGACCUUCGUUUUACCGCGGACAGGUCAACGUUUGAAAGGCCUGGUUAAUUUACGAAAGCCGUAUCCCGAGUCGAAUGGCAGCAACGAUGUCGAAGAGCGUCGAGGGCUUCUCUCGGGAGACAUCCGGGCCGACAGCUCAAGUGCUUCGUCCCUUCUGCAGAGGAAAAUAUCGGAUAUAGGGCGUUGGGCACAUCAGUCAGUCUCAUCGGAGCUGGGAAUAGGUGUCUUGAAGUGCAGUCUCGCCUACCUCUUCGGGUCACUGGCGACAUUCGUUCCGGGCAUUGCAUCGUUCCUCGGGCAUCAGGAUGGCAAGCAUGUCGUGGCUACCGUCACGGUGUAUUUUCAUCCCGCGCGAUCGCAGGGCAGCAUGUACAAAGCGUUGAUUUGUGCUCUUCUGGCCUUCCUCUACGCUGCCUUCAUCUCGGUCUUAAGCAUGUGUGUGUCAGUGUUUUUCCAGGAUACAUUACAUCUUCUUCCCGUGGGUUACGCCGUAGUCCUUGUUGCUUUUUGCGGCGGUGGCCUAGGAUUCAUUGGAUGGACGAAGCAGAGGGUUCUGAAAAUGGUCGUGAUGGGUGUUUUCGUUACCAUGGCAGUGUCCUUUGUGAUAUUCCCGAUCUCCGCAAGGAAGAAACUUCGCUCCAAUCUUACUACAGUCACUGAGACGCUGGCGACGAUGUUGGCUCUAAUCACAGAGAGUUUUCUAAGCGGCUCUGAAGAGGAGAUCCAGACGGCGGAAUACAUCAGCGCAUCUGCACGUCAUAAGCAAGCUUAUAAUCAGCUUGAUAAACUUGUCAGGGAAGCCAAGUUGGAGCAUUUUGUGGCAGGAACUGAAAAGGAAUACCGGUUGGAGAAGAAGCUCGUCCGCUGGGUCCAGGACAUAACACAUAAUAUGGGAGGUCUACGAAGUGCGGCUGUGCUGCAAUUUCAGCUCCUAAAACAAACUCAUCUCGCUGAAUCAGUGCAGUUACAUGGCCAUACAACGAGUAUAAAUUGCGUUGGCCUGGGCCCUGUACCAUUACUGAGUCCAUGGUCGCUCCACGAAGAACCCCCGUUCUUAGAACGAAUUGACGAGCGGCCAGAAGAAGAAAGCUCAGAUGUUUUCAGUGAAGAUUGGUCCAAUUCAGGCCUAGAGUCUCAUACGGAAUCCGAAACCAACCAGGCCCUUCUUCCCGCUGAGAUAUUCGCGCUGUUCAUCAACCAUCUGGGACCCUCCAUGCGAUCGCUUGCUUUUACCAUCAAAGAAAUAUUUCGUGAGAUUCCGUUUAAGCCCGGACCCUAUUAUCAGGUCUCGGUCAACAGCAAGUUUCGCACGAGUCUCGAUCGUGCCCUCGAACUCUACCGAGAAUCACGGGAAUCUGCUCUAAACACGAUAUAUAGACACAAAGAAGUUCUUAAAAUCCGGACGUUGGAGGUCGAAGCUGAUCUUGAAGAGGUCUCCGCCAGCUGUGGUCAUUUCAGCUUUUCCCUGCUUGAAUUUGGCGAGCAGCUGAAGGACCUGCUCACGAUCCUAGAUGAACUGCAACUUGAGGCCGAGGAAAGGCCCAAUGGGAGAUCUUGGAGCUGGUUGAAGUUCUGGCGCCGAGAUGGGCCGGGCCAAGGGAAUAGGGAUGCUCUGGACGCGGAGCAGCUAUUGAUUGAGCGAAAUCCCGUCGAGUGUGACAACGGUCUCCAGUUGAACGUGCCCAGCUCCACGCAGUCGCGAAGGAAACCAGCGGUAACAGAGCGACCGCAAGGAGGUCGGCCUGCGAAGAGGAGACUCGCCUAUCGCAUAUGGAAGUCGCUGGGGGUGUUUAGACGAGAUGAUACCAAGUUCGCGAUCAAGGUCGGUGCAGGGGCCGCCCUGUAUGCCCUGCCGUCGUUUCUCUCGUCCACCAGACCGGUCUACUCGCACUGGAGGGGAGAAUGGGGUUUACUGUCCUACAUGUUGGUUUGUUCAAUGACCAUUGGGGCCUCCAACACGACUGGAUAUGCACGGUUCCUCGGAACCUGUUUGGGAGCUCUCUGUGCCAUCCUGGCAUGGUAUGUAACGGGCGGCAACGUUUUCGGACUCGCAUUUUUAGGGCUCCUUAUGGCGACAUGGACCUCCUAUCUCAUACUUGUCAAAGGACAGGGUCCUAUGGGGCGUUUUAUCAUGCUAACAUACAACCUCUCCGUUCUCUACGCCUACUCGCUUACGCAGCAGGAUGGUCCGGACGAUCAAGACGAGGGUGGUGACACUCCGUUCAUUACCGAAAUUGCCCUUCAUCGAGUAGUUGCAGUGCUAUCGGGCUGCAUCUGGGGUGUAUUCAUCACCCGAAUGAUCUGGCCGAUCAGUGCACGGGAGAGGCUCAAGGACGGUCUGAGCCUCCUAUGGCUACGACUGAGUCUGAUCUGGAAACGAGGCGCGUUGUCCACGAUGGCGGAUUCCAGAUGCUUCAUGAGUCCGCGAGAGAAGCUGGAGAUCGAACGAUUUCUGUCACAUCUGGAAUCCCUCCAGGCGUCCGCCCGCUCCGAGUUCGAAUUGAGAUGCCCUUUCCCCGAUGCCGCGUACAGUAAUAUCCUCCGGCGCACAAGGACCUUAGUGGACGCAUUCCUCGCCAUCAACCUCGAGUUGGUCAAGAAUAUGACCGCGUCGGAGGGAGAACUGACAAUUCUGGAGUACACUGCCCAGGAGAGACUGCAGCUCUCUUCCCGCAUUAGCCAUCUCCUCUCUGUCAUGGCUUCAUCGAUGAAGCUGGAAUAUCCGCUGAGCGAGGUUCUUCCGAAUAUUCAGCACGCCCGCGAUCGACUUCUGGCCCGUUUGUUCCGCUAUCGUAAAGACGCCGAAGUCUCGCGGUUGUCGACUGAUGAAGACUAUGCUCUGCUUUAUGCGUAUAUUCUUGUGAUUGGACAAUUGUCCGUCGAGAUUGAGGAAAUAAUGGACGAGAUCAGUCGACUGUUUGGGGUUCUCAUUCUCCUUCCCCCCCUUCCCCACCCCCCCGGCUUCGCGCAGCCAGUCGCGCCCUCUACAAGCCUCAAAAUCAUGCAGAUCGACCCGGCUGCUCUGAGUCGAACGGACUCUGCCUCGACUACGAUCCCGUCGUCCAAGAGUACUGCUCCCAGUGCUCCAGCGACCCAGAAGUCAACCAAGGCGCUGAUUUCCGUUCCGCGCUUGGACCUCGAACCCAUCUAUACAGAGCUGAAAGCUGCCAUCGGCGACAAUUGGGCUGAGUAUAAAGAGGCCAUCACACUCUUUCUUUUAGGGCAGCUAAAUCAAAGCGAAAUCUCCGCGCGCGUCGACCAUAUAAUAUGCGCCGAUCAGAAGACAGAGCAUCUCCAUAACAAUUUCAUAUGUGCAAUUAUUGGAAACCUCACGAGAGACCUACCAGACCAUGGCGUUGCAAGCUGGGUAUCGGCGAACGAUAAACCAUCGGUGGUUUCGAAGCCGACCUCGGGCGAUGCAGCGGAGCAAAGACUUAAGACGGAAGUUAUGCAAUUGCCCCCCAGAGAUCGGCGGAGAGUCAAGGCAAUUCCAGAGCGCGACCCCGAUGAAACCGUGCCCAGUGAGCUGGAGGAAUACCAUCUGGCGAAACAGAUCAAGUUGCCUAGUCAAGUACCAGCGAGCGCGGGUGGCUUGAAUAAGACGAAUUGGGAGCUAGAAAUCCGAAAGCGCUAUGCGCAGCCCUUAGCAUCUGAGACUGGAGAGUUUCCGGACGCAGAGUCUAUACACGCCCGCAUGAUCCCAAUCUGCUACGAAGAAUCCAUUGUAAGUGGGGCAGGCUUCCCCUGCGCCGAGUUCAUGGCAAUUGCUACGGAGACAUUUGUGAAGGAAGUCCUCUCCGUCGUCUUUUCACGAACCCGGUCUAAUGGUCCAUCCGGAACGAUCAAUGGUAUGAUGAUGCGCAAAUACCGGCAACAACUUGAACGAGAAGAGCUUGCGUUUACACGCGGAGAGAUUGUCAAAGACGCCGCUACUGGUUUGCUCCCUGUUGAAGCUAAAGAGGCAAGCAUCAGGAAACCUCUAGGGAUCCGAGAUCUUCGGUUAGCCUUGGAGCUUGGGGGAGGACUUCUUAGUCAUAUGCCUUUGAUCGUGGAUCAGAUCAUGGGUGGCUAUCUCGAGGACGAACUGGAGAUCGACAAGCAAGACCGAGUCGACGAGGCGGCGGAAACGACUAAUGGCACCACGAGGUUGAACACCUUGACAGACGAAAUGGAAAUCGACGAUGUGGAAUCAGAUUGGGAGGGGGGUACAUUAGCAGAACGCAAUCAAUUAGGCGCCUUGCUCGACGACUGCCUGUCUAUGGCCGCGUGA
Molecule: messenger RNA, 4338 nt
Organism: Aspergillus tanneri
Lineage: Eukaryota; Fungi; Ascomycota; Eurotiomycetes; Eurotiales; Aspergillaceae
Exons: 11
Coding region: 1-4338 (1445 amino acids)
Cellular component (GO): SAGA-type complex
Source: RefSeq, a predicted model, not a curated record